Acanthamoeba castellanii str. Neff is the source of this 726-nucleotide messenger RNA. Its product is annotated as Ubiquitin carboxylterminal hydrolase, family 1. Lineage: Eukaryota; Discosea; Longamoebia; Acanthamoebidae. Gene Ontology annotation, cellular component: cytoplasm. The transcript is spliced from 6 exons. The record is from RefSeq and is a predicted model, not a curated record. Bases 1 to 726 code for a protein of 241 amino acids. Gene Ontology annotation, molecular function: cysteine-type deubiquitinase activity. Gene Ontology annotation, biological process: protein deubiquitination; ubiquitin-dependent protein catabolic process.
AUGGCAGAGCAGCAGGAACAGAAGGCCCCGGUUUGGUUGCCCCUGGAGAGCAAUCCUGACGUGCUCACCAAGCUGGCGCACGGUUUGGGUGCCUCGCCCGAGUGGUCCUUCACGGACAUCUGGGGCCUCGACGAUGAGGUGCUGGAUGCACAGACCCCCAUGUUCACCGCGCCAGUGAUCGCGCUGCUGUUCCUGUUCCCGUCCAAGGAGGACGCCGAGGCCAGGAAGCUCCCCGCUGACGAGAGCGCAGCCAUCCCCGUCUACUUCCUGCGGCAAGUGCGCUCUCUGGGCAACGCCUGUGGCACCAUCGGCGUGAUUCACUCCCUGGCCAACCUCGCCAAGUCCGGUUUCCCCAUCCUGGGCUCGGGUGCCCUGCAGAACUUCAUUGACAAGACCAAGGACAAGACGCCCGAGGAGAGAGGCGACCUUCUGGCCUUUGACGAGGAGAUCAGGAAGAUCCACGACGGGUUCGCGCAGCAGGGCCAGACCGAGGCGCCCGGCGAGGGCGACCGCGUCGACUUCCACUUCAUCAGCUUCCUCAACGUCGACAACCACGUGUGGAGCCUGGACGGCAUGCGCGCUCAGCCCACCGACAGGGGCGCCACCAGCCAGGAGACCUUCCUCAAGGACUGCGCGAAGAUCAUCAAGUCAGAGUGGCUGGAGAAGAACAAGGAGGAGAAGCUCUUCUCCGUGAUCGCACUUACCCAGCUGUCCGAGGACGACUAG